GUUCAUAAGCGCGGCGAUAACAGUUCCACCUCUUCCGUGCAUACGUGUACAAUAUGGUAUCUCCAGACCGCGUCAACGUGUGGUGUAAAAGAAUGACCGCUGGGAAUUCACGACCACUUUGAAAAAAAUUAUCAAAAUCAAUUUUUUCCGGAUCGAUACCCAGCGAGAGCGACGUCAACUUUCGUUAUGUCUGCGGAACGGUACCUGGUUGGAUUUUCGGAAGCCCUCGACUGGCGUCCCAUGCACUUUGUAGAUCUCCGUGCGGUUCCAGCAUGUUCUUUGUGCGGGAUGGUCCCCAAAGAAACCUUCGAGUUGGAUUGUCUACACUCACUUUGUCCGCCAUGUUAUCAAGGCGUGUGUGGGCAUGACCGUAAAUGUCCGAUAGACGAUGAAACUUUUCAACAAAGUAACGUGCGAAGUGUGACACUGAAAGCGACGCUCGUUCAGCAACUAAAUGUCGGGUGUCCCAACUCAAAGCAAGGCUGUGAUUUUGUUGGAUCAGUGGAAAGAAUGCAGUGUCACUUUCUGCAGGACUGUGCUUACCAUGUCACUACCUGCAAAACGUGUGGCGAUAGAGUGAUUGGAAGGGAUAUGGUGCGACAUCUCAGGGAACAGUGCGCGACGCGACGUGCCUCUCGUGGCGGCUUGCCUGGUGGAAGCAUGUUCGAAAUGAUAAAACAUAUCAAAAAGUUCACUGAAGGUAUCUCUGACAUUUUACGUGCCAUUGAAGCUCGGCAGGACAGUCACACGGAUGCAAUCGAUAGUACUAAAGAAUGUGUUGCAGCUAACGGGGAAGAAAUCCGUAAGUUUGCAGCUAACCGAAAUGAACCAGGAACGAAAAUGUUCCAUACCAUCGUGGCCUUGGCUGUAGCGUGCUUUGUGCUGCUCUGGAUGAGAAAUAGAGACGUCACAGAACAGUUAGCUGCACUAGAAGAAAAAUUGAGCUGUCGGUCAUCUCUGAGUGCUGGUAAGACCCAAACGGAAGCUGAAUUACUGGCAACCAUUCUUCAACAUCAGGAACGCUUAGCAAACGAUGCGAUGGCCCUAUGUGUUCAGCAAAAACAAAGUCACGCGGAGACGCUACAGAUCGUCAAGAAUCAUAAUGAACAAAUGCAGAAACGUAUUGAAGAGCUGCCCAUACGUCUCGAAAGCACAAUGUUGAAUACAUCUGAACGCUCGCUGCUCAAGACAACGGAAAAGCUUAACUACAUGGAAGGAGUGCUACACAUUCUGUCCGGUUCCGGUUCGGCUUUCUUCCACGUAAAAGACUUUGCCGAAACAAAGAAACGCUUGAUGACACGUGACUCAGAGAGUUUUGUGUUGCACGGAUACUGCGCGAAGCUGCAGAUUGACUUCAGAGUGUCCAACGGUUGGACAUACUUGGGUCUGUACGUAAGGUUUUGUUCCAGUCCGAGAGAUUCACUGCUGAGGUGGCCCGCAAACGUCGCCAUCGCUUUGACGCUGGUGCAUCCGAGGGAUCACGGCCAGGACAUUGAUGAAACCUUCUCUAUAUUUGUUCCAAGGCCAUCACCAGAUGUUAGCUACGGAAGUCCUAGAUUCGCCAAAGUUGAAGACAUCGAACGACAUGGACUCAUCCAUGAAGAUGCCAUUACAGUAGCUGCAAAGAUCAGGAAUGACGAUGCUUCGUAAUCUGUAUUGCACAUCUUGCACAAUGAAAUAGCGCAUACUUCAA
Molecule: messenger RNA, 1693 nt
Organism: Ornithodoros turicata
Lineage: Eukaryota; Metazoa; Arthropoda; Arachnida; Ixodida; Argasidae
Product: TNF receptor-associated factor 2-like
Exons: 2
Coding region: 187-1650 (487 amino acids)
Molecular function (GO): protein binding
Source: RefSeq, a predicted model, not a curated record